Molecule: messenger RNA, 612 nt
Organism: Peronospora matthiolae
Lineage: Eukaryota; Oomycota; Peronosporomycetes; Peronosporales; Peronosporaceae
Source: the annotation of a GenBank genome assembly
AUGUUGUCUUCAGCGCGCUCAGCUGACGUGUUGUUCGUCGUGUGUGUUAUACAUGUUGCAGCUCUGUCCGGUGCCGCCGCAGUGUCGGCUCCAGUUCCGCCUGAACCUGUGGCGCUGUCACAGUUUACCCCGACAGCUGCUGUUGCAGCCUCAGCUCCGGCAGGCACCAAUGUCGCGGCUGGUGGAACGCUUACAACGGCAGACCUACAACGCGCAAUGGCUUCUUUCCAAGGGCUCACGCAACCGAAGCCGGUAUCCCUGACGAAGCUCCUCAGUGCUGACAACAUGGAGAGUGUUCUUGAUGAUCCAGCAUGCGUCGACGCCUUGCUACCACACUUGCCCGAGGGUUCCCAAACUCUCGCGGAACUUCGCACAACGUUGCGCUCUCCUCAAUUGCGUCAAAGCAUCGGCUCGCUCGUGAGUGCUCUGCGGAGCGGAAAUUCGGACGCGGUCAUGGCAAAUUUUGGACUGGAUCCUGCGGCAGGUGCUGCAAAACUCGCAUUCGGCGACGGCGUGGGUGCAUUGCUUGCUGCAGUUCAGGCGUGGGCCGACCAGCAAAGCGCCACAGAGUCUUCUCAAGUUGUAAAUGAUCGGAGUGGGGCGGAAAAGUAA